AUCAAGCACCUAGGCAUGCAGACUGCUUCUACAAACAUUUGUGAAAGAAUGGGUCGCUCUCAGGAGCUCAGUGAAUUCAAGCAUGUGGUACCAUGAUAGGUUGCCACCAAUAAGUCCAUCCGUGAAAUUUCCUUGCUACUAAAUAUUCCACAGUCAAUUGCAAGUGGUAUUAUAACAAGCUGGAAGAAACUGGGAACAACAGCAACUCAGCCAUGAAAUGGUAGUCCAAGUAAAAUGACAGAGCGGGGUCAGCACAUGCUGAAGCACACAGUGCGCAGAAGUCACCAACUGUCUGCAGAGUCAAUAAUUAAAGACCUCCAAACUUCGUGUGGCCUUCAGAUUAGCACAACAGUGCAUAGAGAGCUUCAUGGAAUGGGUUUGCAUGGCUGA
This is a messenger RNA of Staurois parvus, 390 nucleotides long. NCBI's taxonomy places the organism in Eukaryota, Metazoa, Chordata, Amphibia, Anura, Ranidae. The record is from the annotation of a GenBank genome assembly.